Molecule: messenger RNA, 1410 nt
Organism: Rotaria socialis
Lineage: Eukaryota; Metazoa; Rotifera; Eurotatoria; Philodinida; Philodinidae
Source: the annotation of a GenBank genome assembly
AUGGAUGAUCAAGCCGGAAAACCUUAUUUGAAAAUAAUCGGAUUGAUUUGGAUUCUUAUUGAAUGUAGUCUUGUGGCUGGAAAUAUCUUUGGAUUUGCAUCACUGUUUACUGAAUUACCUCGUUAUGGUAUUUAUCAAUCGGAAUGUAGAAGUUCACUUGAACAAAAUAUAUUGAGCGAGACAAACAUAACAAAAGACACUUGCCAUGGUCAACAGGCGAAGUAUCAACUUGCUUUUGCGUUGGGUAUUGCAUUUUAUAACGUACCAGCUAUGGUAUCUGGUAUGAUUAGCGAUAAUUUUGGACCAAGAUCUCUCAAAUUAAUUGCUAUUAUUUUUCAUCUGAUCAGCUGGUUAUCACUUGGAUUUAUAACACCCGAUCGUAGUUGGCUUCUUAUGAUUCAUACCAUGUUUUUAUCUCUAUCGGGAAUUAGUACUUUGUUAGCAUCAUUUUCUAUAUCGAACCAUUUUGUUAAGAGUCGCGGUCUUGUUACAGCAUUAAUAUCCGGUUCGCAACUCACUGGUUCACUUUGGUAUGCCGUAUUUCAAAUUUUAAUUGGAAAAGGAUUGAUUUCUCUUUCUACAUUAUCUUUUAUAUGGGCAUCGUUGUCGGUGUUGAUGUUCGGUAGUGCUAUGCUUUUUCUUGAUUGGCCUUUUAACUUUAUCGAUUCAACCUUAAAAUCAAAAAUAACAAAAAAACAAGUUAAAACAAUCACGACAGAUGAUACUUUAAUAAAACACUUAACUAGUCCAUUAUUUAUUGUUGUGACACUUUUCCUCAGUGCUCUACUGUUUACAAUAUCGUUUCUGCCCAUUGUUUGGCCUGCAUGGAUAUCUUACUUGACUGAAUCUAACUCGGAAUCAAUUACACGUUAUACGUUUUGGUUCAAUAUGCUCGCUGGUUUCGGAAUUUUCAUUGCACCAUUAUGUGGUUUUAUUGUUGAUUUCAGAGCCCAUCGGGGUUAUACACAAAAAAUGUUUAAUAUUUCGAUUUUACAAACAAUUACGUGGAUUGGUUGUGUAAGUCUUUGUAUGGUUUGUAUGCAACAAUCGAUUACUGCAGCUCCGAUUGCCUUGUUUAUUUUGAUUAUUUCACGUGUUUUACUCGUGGCUGGUAGUCAAGCAUUAAUUGCUACUGUUUUUCCACCACAAUUUAUUGGAUCUCUUCUUGGAGUUAUGUGGACAAUAGCAGGUCUCAUUAGUUUUGCUAUAUAUGCCUUACUACGUCUUGGAAACACUGGCAAAGAUCUUUGGCGACCUUGGGCAGUAAUUCUAUUGCUUUGCAUUAUGAUGGGUGGACAUUUAAUUCAAGUUUGGAUGUUAUAUAUCAAAUCGAAAACAGAAAAGAAAAGUCAAUCGUCGGUUAUCGAUGAAGAAGAAAUGAAUACAUUGAAAAAUUCAAAUGACAAUUAA